UGUCUUCUCUCUCUCUCUCUCUCAAAAGAACCACGCAGUGUACAACAAAACCCUAGUCAUUAAAAUUCCAAAACCCCAGAAAAUCUUCAUCCUCUGAUUCUCCUCAUCAUCAUCAAUCUCAUACCACACGAUGGGUCUCCAUCAAAUCUUGAAGAGCAAUCCAUUCCCCUCUCUCCUCAUCUUCCUCACACUCUACAUCUCCACCUUUCUCUUGUCUUCCUCUUCUUGUUCAAUUACCUCCAAUGCCGACGAAGCCCUCACUCAGCCCGCUAGCGUUGCUUCACCGUCUAGGUCCUUGUUGCACGUUGAUCGGCAUCGCCGGCUCCGGCAAGAACAAGUCUUCCACGUCAAGAAGAGCCCUCCUCCGCCUCCGUUCUUGAAGAACAAGAGAUCAAAGAGAGCAAAGAGGAAGAAGAGAUCACAUGACGACGACCGUGACAGGAUGAAGGCUGGCCCUUUCGCGGUUAUGCUUCCCAAGGGACCCGUCCCCCCUUCGGGUUCCUCCUCUUGCCACAACGGGAUUCCCGACUCCGUCGCGGCUCUCUGCUCCCUCUCAUCCGGAAAAUCGCACAGUUCUGCUGCACCAUAGAGAAAAGUAAGUCCUUGUCGAUGCUCAACGUAUAGCAUUUACACCACCGAACAUCGAUCAAGAUUCAGUCGUCUAUGACUAGCAAGGGUGGCUACAAAAAGAGGUUAUACUUUGUUUCGGUUUUGCUUCACACAUAGAACUUAAGAUCGACUUGGAUGAAUUCCUUGUAAUGGCAAGAAGAUUGCCUUGCAGGGAAGUCGAAACGAUCCACAUCGAUAUGAUGAGAUUAAGUUUUCAACUCUAUGGUUGCAUCUUUAUUUUGUGAUACGGUUGUAUGACACGAGACUAAAGAGUGUCUUCAAACAUAUAUA
Molecule: messenger RNA, 900 nt
Organism: Punica granatum (pomegranate)
Lineage: Eukaryota; Viridiplantae; Streptophyta; Magnoliopsida; Myrtales; Lythraceae
Source: RefSeq, a predicted model, not a curated record